CUCCAGUCGAACGACGGUGUCGCGUCAAAACAAACAAUAUUCCCCCCACAGCAUUUUUCACCAACACAGUUUACCUGCGUUGCUGUAGAAGCUAGCCACCAUGCCUCCCAGGCGCAAUGCAACAGGCGCCACAAGCACUGCGAAGAACACAGCGACAGCGAAAUCUAGCACUGCGCGUAAAGCUAAGGCCGAAUCUACUAUAGCCACUAAGACGACGCGGGGGAAACGCACAGCGGAGCCAGAGCCGAUAGAGGAUGAGCCACCAGCGAUGAAGCCUGCUCGGGGCAGGAAAACUACCAAAGCAGAUGCGCCAACCGUGGAAGCAGUAGCAGUUGAGAUACCCAAAAAACGAGGCAGGACAGCGAAGGCGCCGCCAGUCACGCCAAUCGAAGAGGAACAUGCAGUUUCAGGAAAGGGAAAAGGUCGAGGGAAAGCCAAGGUGGAGGAAGUCCCGGUAUCAGAGGUCGAAAAAUCAGCACCAGAACCGAAGAAGCGCGGUCGCCAGGCAAAGGCAGCUCCAGUCAUCGCCGCAGAUGGGCCAUCUAGCACAGCGCAACCCGGCAAGCGUGGAAGAACGGCCAAGAAGCAAAUACAGGAAGAGCUUGAGGAUGCUCUUUCAGACGUCGCGGUUUCUAAACGCAACGGACGUACGUCAAAAAGAAUUGAAAAAGAAUUGCCAAUUACCAGUGAGGCGGGGACAAAAUCUAAGCGCGGACGAGCUACAGCAAGAGGGAAGGCUCAAGAAGAGAACGCGCCAGAGCCUGAAGCCCCAAAGGCAAAAGGACGAGGCAAACGGACAGAGAUAAAGGAAGCUGAAGACGAAUCAACAGCUGAUACCAAGCCAAAAACAACUAAGACUCGUUCUAGAAAAGCUAAAACAGAAUCGGAAAAGAAUUCUGAGGCAGAACCCAAAGCCAAACUGGUAAAGACACGAAGCAAACACUUCAAAGCAACUGAUUCGGAUGAGCCAAUGCCUGAACCACAACCUGACGCUGAGACUAAACCUAAGAGUCGGGGAAAGCGCGUCAAGAUUGCGGAUCCUGAGGUGGAAGAAACGGAAGAGCCAGCCCCACCUGUUCCCAAGGGACGAGGUCGAAAGGCGGCGCCUUCUGCUCCAGCUAAUCAGGGGAAGAAAACAAGAGGCAAGACAAUCAAGAGAAGUGGUGACUCUCAAUUAGUAUUGGAGGAAAACCAUAUUGACGAAGAAUCAACGACAAGUAAAAACUCGGAGAAAGUAGGAGAACGCAAGAAGGCGAGUCUAGAGCCGCAAGGUUCUGGAGUUGAAGAGCCUAUUGCUCGAGUCGUCGCUGAUACUGAAUCGUCUGAGUACCCUGACGGUAUUGUCGAAAUGGCUGAUGAACCAAUGCAACACACUCCGAAGGCUGCAGCGAAGGGUCGCCGUCAAACCGUAGGAGGCGAGGUUACACCAACGAGCAAGUCUCAAGCACAAGGAAUGGUUUCAUCCGCUCCGCCUAAGUCUCAUGGAUCUCCACUGAAGCGCCCAUCGCCUUCUGGAUCCGCCGGAGAAUCUGCCGAAAGUCCAGCAAAACGUGCGAAGGUUAAAGCUGCUGAAAUUGCAACUCCUCAGAACAAACCAUCGCGUCGACGGACGUUGGCCGCCACGAAGCUCACCACACCACGUACUUCAAAGUCGGUGCCAGUUCCAGGAACAGCCCCAGCGAAAGCGCACGGCCGACCACCUAGAUCUUCGGCGAUGAAGUCACCUCUUACUCCCGCUGCUACUUCCGAUGUCACUCAGGAGAUUGGAGUUGCAGAUGACGCCGCAGAAGCUAGCAUUGGUAACAUGCAACUACCAGAAUCUACUACCAAGCCAUCUCGCAGAAGGACUUUGGCUGUUAAUCCAACAACGCCAAAGAACACUCAGACGAUGACGAUUAUACCAGGAACGGCACCGCCAAAAGCAGUGGUCCAAUCUAGCACUGUUCAAAUACUGAGUGAGGAGGAGUCGGAGACUGCUGGAGCUGAGGACGCAGAGGAUACUCAAUUAGAUCACAAGGCGAGCCGUAGUAAGACCACUACUCAGUUUCCAGAGGCCAAAGACAGGCCAUCGCGCAGAAAGACUUUGGAUGCAAAACUGCAUACACCUAGCAAUCCGAAGACUACAAUUGGAGUUCCAGGCACAGCGCCGUCAAAAGCUGUUGGCCGUCCUCUGAAGAACAUCGGGUCUUCAGAAGCAGUGACUCCAGAGACUUCAAGAGCUGUUCCCAAAGUUCCAAAAACGGUGCAGCCAAAAAAGGUUGAGAAAGCAGCCGCUGGAAAACGAAAGCGUGCAUCUAGCCCCGGUCCUGCGUCUAGGAAAUCACGCCGCGCCACUAGUCCGUCAAGUGCGGCUGAAAAACGCAAGUCCAUAAAGUCGUCCGAUAUUCCCGCCGGACCCGGUGGCGUUUCAUAUUGGCUCAUGAAAGCAGAGCCGGAAUCCAGACUCGAGAAUGGCGUUGACGUCAAAUUCUCCAUUGACGAUUUAAAGGCAGUCACAGAACCAGAGCCCUGGACAGGCGUUCGGAAUCACCAAGCCAAGAACAAUAUGAUGGCUAUGAAAAAAGGUGAUCUGGCCAUUUUCUAUCACUCCAGUUGUGCUGUCCCAGGCGCGGUGGGUAUUAUGGAGAUUGUUGAGGAGGCUACCGUCGAUGAGACUGCUUUUGACGAGAAUAGUCCAUAUUACGAUGCGAAAUCCUCACGCGAAACACCAAGGUGGUUUAAUGUCAAGGUAGAAUUCCGCUCCAAGUUUGCUAAUCCGAGCGCCGUAACUCUUGCUGAGCUCCGUAAACGCUCUUUGCCUGGCGAGCCUCUCCAGAAUAUGCAGCUUUUCACUCAGUCACGUCUUAGUGUUAGCAAGGUCUCACCUGAGGAGUGGGAAUAUAUACUCAAGAUGGCCGGUGAGUCUGCGCCUAAAUCGCUCUACGCUCCUGCUGCAACAUCUACCCCGGAGGAGACGGAUAAAGCCGGGGAAGAGGCUGAGACUGCCGCAGAAGGAGAGGGAUCUGCAGGCCUUACUGGAGACGCUUCUAAAGUUGUCGAUGAAAAUGUUGAUGAUGUCGCUACCGAGGUUGUUGGACAGGACGCAUCCAAAGAGAUCAAAGAGGAUACGAAAGAGCAGAUUGAAAAUAACGUGGCUCAAGAAGCGCAAGGUGAGACCGCAGAUACGGUUGCUGAGCGAAUGGAAAAUGUUGCUGCAGAGACAGAUGUUCCUACCGUUCAAGAAGCUGCAGUUGAAAUAUCGGGAGCAAUGGUACCUACCGCAGUUGCUCCAAGCAUAGAAUUUCCUAUCGCUCGCGAAGCUAUCUCCAACGAUCUAAGCGAACUCCCGGAUGCAUCGUUCACGACCGUCGAUGACGAGACGCUUGACCGCCUCGCUGAUCUUCCACCUAUACAGACUACUGGGCGACGUUCGAUGAGCCCACGCAAGACACCAACAGACCGACGUACAUCGCUCAAGCCGAAUGGGACUUCGUCGAAACCAGCUUCGAGUGUAGGAAGUCGUGCGUCGUCUCUGGGGCCAGUACCCUCUUUUGCGCCAGAUUCUGCGACGGAGGGAGAUGCAUCUCGCCGGUCUCCGCGCGCGCCGUCGUUGGGAACGGCCGCGAAGACUGUUGAGACACCAGACGUAUCCUCCAGCCCUUUAAAGGCUAUUGAGAAGACCUCUGUUGCAGUGGCCUCAGAACAAACUAGUCCUGUAGUCGAUUUCAGCCCUGCUGUUCCAUUCACUGCCGGUGGAGGGGGCACAUUCGCUGUUCCCGACGAGACGGACGACAGCUCCAUGUUCUUCACUCACACGAGUCCAACGCAACGAUCAAACCCUGAUAUCGGCUCUGGGAGCGGUGACAAUUCAUUUGGUUUGUAGAUGAUCAAAAUUUUUGAAUUACGAUUUUGGUCAUCUCAGCAAUCGUUGCAGGUGGCCAGCACACCUAGAAGCAGUGCUCUGUAGGACGCUAGUUCCUUGCGCAUGGAGAACUCGCCUUUCUUCUCCAAUCCCCUGCGCAAACGGUAUACAUUCGACCCUGACAAAAGCUUUGUAAAGAUACUUUACGACCGGUUGGCUUGGGAUUUGGUUCUCUGGGGGUUUUGCGAUGUAUUUUCUGUGCUUUUGCUUAAACCUGGGUAUUGGGGGUAAAAUUUACGUGUCACAUGUCAGUCGUCGGACGGCUGGUAAAAAACUACGGAGUAGGUAGCUUGGGAACCAUAUCGGCAUGCGCAUCACAUUCAAACUUGCCGUUUGAUUUGGACGUAUGAAUGUAUGUGUUGCUCUGCGUGUUUGUCGCAAAUCCACUUUGCGAUUCCUGAGUUCAAUUGCGAGUUUGAAGCCUCAAGCAUGGCCUCACUCUUGUGAUAUGUCUAUGCUUCAACAGAUGAAACCCUCAAAUCCGCCAUAUGAUACAUGACAAAGGAAACCACACGAUAUUCAAAUACACAAAAGGAGGCGAAUACGGAUCAAUGAUGUUACUCGAUUCUCUUCUUGCCCUCCUCCAUAUAUCCAAUGUUCGCCA
Messenger RNA from Verruconis gallopava, 4505 nucleotides. RefSeq lists its product as uncharacterized. Gene Ontology annotation, cellular component: nucleus. The record is from RefSeq and is a predicted model, not a curated record. Bases 101 to 3862 code for a protein of 1253 amino acids. The transcript is spliced from 3 exons. Lineage: Eukaryota; Fungi; Ascomycota; Dothideomycetes; Venturiales; Sympoventuriaceae.